AUCGGUAUUACCAUGCAGUAUAUAACCGGCAUGUAAUCUCAUCACAUGAGUAUUUGCAACGAUGGGUUGGUUACACCCACUCAUCUUAGCCCUUGUGGUGGUGUUAGUCCAAGAGUCCGUUGGACACCCAAAAGAAGAUGUAGUGUAUCUGAUCCACGAGUUGGAUGACCCCAGCAAAAGUUACAAGGCCAGCAAUGGUAUCAAGGAGAAAGUAGCCCCCCAGUCUUAUCUAUUGUCGGAUCCCAUACCUAUUGACCAAGCAGGAGAUGGAGUGUACUUCAGGCCUGAGGAUGGCAAAGCUCUGAAGGAACCACAGAAGCUGCAAGUGCCAACUCCCAAGACCCUGUCUCGUAAACGGCGAACAUUGAAGGGCCCUGGUCUGCUAGGUGGGAUUUUGGGCAUAGGAAAAGGAGGCGGUGGAGGAUUCGGAGGAGGAUAUGGAGGAGGUUUUGGAGGAGGCGGUGGUGGAGGAGGUGGAGGAGGCGGUGGAUUUGGAGGCGGAAGUGGUUACGGAGGAGGUUUUGGAGGCGGCAGCGGAGGCGGUGGAAACACAGGCGGAUUUGGUGGAAGUCAUGGUGGAAGUUACACAGAUGGAGGCAGCUCCGGCACAGGAGGUGGAUACGGUGGUGGUAAGGGAGGAGGGUACGGAGGAGGAACUGGUGGAGGAUAUGGCGGAGGCAAAGGAGGAGGUUCCGUUGAUAUAAUAGUAGUGCCGGUUGAUAAAGGCUAUGGCGGUGGCGCUGGAGGAGGACACGGAGGUGGAAUUGGAGCAGGUGGAGGAGCUGGAGGGGGAUCUGGAGGAUAUGGAGGCGGAUCUGGAGGAUAUGGAGGGGGGCACGGUGGAAGUGAUGGCUUUGGAGGAGGAAAAGGAGGCGCUGGGGGAUUUGGAGGCGGAGGAUCGGGAGGAUACGGAGGCGGAGGAUCAGGGGGAUACGGAGGCGGUAGUGGAGGAUACGGAGGUGGCAGUGGAGGAUACGGUGGAGGAAGUAGCGGAGGAUAUGGAGGAGGGAGCUCUGGAGGUUUUGGAGGAGGCGGUGGCCAAGGAGGAGGUGGAGGCCUAGGAGGUGGUGGAGGUAUCGGUGGUGGUAAAGGAGCUGGAGGAUAUGGAGGAGGAAGCAGUGGAGGAUAUGGUGUAGGAGAAUCUGGCGGAUUUGGGGGAAGCGGAGGGCUUGGAGGAGGUGGAGGAUUUGGAGGGGGUCUUGGCGGCGGCAAAGGAGGUGCUGGUGGAUAUGGAGGAGGCGGUAGCGGAGGUUAUGGAGGUGGAAGGGGUGGUUGCAGCUAUAGCCAUAAUCCGUUCUUAUGCAAAGAUUUUAACUUAGGUGAAUCUGGCAAUCUAGUGGGCGGGGGCGGUACCGGAACUGGAGGAGGGGGUGGUUUCGGAGGCGGUGGUGGUGGAGGAGGAGUGGGUCAUGGAGGAAGUGCUGGAGGUUAUGGAGGAUCAAGUGGUGGAGGAUCCGGAGGAUUUGGAAGUGGUAAAGGAGGCAGCCUUAUCUUAGGCGGCGGGGGAGGAGGAGGUCUUGGAGGAGGCUUCGGAGGCGGCGGUGGCCUUGGCGGAGGCGGUGGAGGAUAUGGAGGCAGUGGAGGAGGUGGUUCAGGAGGCAGCGGAGGAUACGGGGGCGGCCCGGGAGGAGGAUAUGGAGGUAGUGGAGGUUGCUCAACGUGCUCAGGAGGCGGCAGCAGCAGCGCAGAUGCUCAAGCGGCUGCCAAAGCUCACAGUUCUGCAUCCGCCACUGCAUCGGCUAGUGCUUCUGCAAAUGCAGGUUCAUAUGGGAAAUAAGUGUUGACGUCAUAAAACCAAUGGACCAUUACUGCAGUUUUAUAGACAAUAGGUACAUCUAACUGUAUUUCAUUUGUGAUAAUUUUUACAUACUGGCACUGUAAAUAAAGAUUUUUUUAAUAUGUGUAACUAGUAAUCAUCUCGAUACUUUCCUAUGACAUUCCCAAACAUUGGACUAACUUAAAAUUUUAAGCCAUGUAGUUUGUUACUUUGUAAGUACAGGUUGUUCGGCUAUGGCUAUGGUGUAAACUGACCCUCCUUAUAAGUUUUUUAUGUGACCUUCCAACAGAAAAAGUUGUAUAUGAAAGGUCUAAUAUGAAGUUUCAAUAUAAUAUUUUUUUUAUUUUGUAUACAGGAAAAUGCUAUCGGAUAAAGUUUUUUUUAUAUGGAAUAAAUACCCUAUAUAUUUUUGGAGAAAA
Molecule: messenger RNA, 2196 nt
Organism: Acanthoscelides obtectus
Lineage: Eukaryota; Metazoa; Arthropoda; Insecta; Coleoptera; Chrysomelidae
Source: the annotation of a GenBank genome assembly